Messenger RNA from Lolium perenne, 638 nucleotides. Lineage: Eukaryota; Viridiplantae; Streptophyta; Magnoliopsida; Poales; Poaceae. The record is from RefSeq and is a predicted model, not a curated record.
UAGAGUAAGCAACAUUUUUUUUUCAUUUUAUUGUAUUGUUCUAAUAAAUUGCGAUAGCAUACUUGUAAUUGUAAUUGACAUAAUUCUAAUUUUACAGGACCGAAUGGGUUAAAAGUUCGAGUCCUUAUCCUAUUAGUCUUAAUUUAAGACAAAUAAGUAGCAUACUAAAAAUGAAUGAAAAUAUGGACGUUAGUUGCUUUAAUAUGGCUGUACGGAUACUGGCGUGGCAUGACAUCCAGCUUGCUAGGGAUGUCCCAGUCCACUACAUGGAUUUGAACUUCUGUUUGAUGUCUCAAUAUGCACGAGAUCCAAGUCGUAGUGACUAUCCUGACGUUGCUCGGUUGGCUCAGUUGUUUCUUAGCUGGCCUGACAGCAAUGAGUAUCAUAUAUCUGAAUGCAAUAUGAUUUUAUUGCCUUGGGAUAUUGUUGGGUUAUUCCAGUUGUUCGUCUUGGAUCGGCACAAAAAAGUUAUCUCUUUUUUGGACCCGCUUCCAAUACCAUAUUUAGCGAAGACUAUACUUAAAAAUGUGGCCGAUAAUUUUAAUCUUGCCCUCGAAGUUGCAAACCCUGCAUCAAAGGAUGACAUAACUAAAUGGGGUUGCAAGGCUCCCAAAGUUCCAACAAAUCUAGACGAGUAA